Molecule: messenger RNA, 1150 nt
Organism: Amaranthus tricolor (Joseph's coat)
Lineage: Eukaryota; Viridiplantae; Streptophyta; Magnoliopsida; Caryophyllales; Amaranthaceae
Exons: 2
Coding region: 672-1043 (123 amino acids)
Source: RefSeq, a predicted model, not a curated record
CAGCCUAAUGGUUUCAUAUUGAGAAAGAGUUAAGCAAGAUUACUCAAACACAAGAUAUGAGUAUACAAGAUUUUUACACCAAAUUGAAAGGGAUUGGGAUGAGCUAGAUGUUCUUAAUCUUGUGGUGACCUGCAACUGUACUAGUUGUGAGUGCGACCUUUCUUUGAAAGUUUCUAAAAGCCAAAACAACAGAAGGCUAAUAAAAUUUUUGAUGAAACUCAACAAUAUGUAUCAUCAAACAAGGAGCAACAUAUUGAUGAUAAAGCCUAUCCCCACAGCAGCAGAAGCAUAUGGGAUUCUCCUACAAAAGCAAGUUCAUCAAGAAAUUAGUAAGAGUAUUGUUCUUGAUGAUCAAGAUUAUGUGACUUGUAGAGUUGAAAAAACAAAGUCUUAUGAUAAUAAAAUUAAAGGGAGAGUAAAACACUCAGGAACCAAGAGAUAAAACAAUUUCUACUUUGACCAUUACAAGAUCUCUGGACACACUCAAGAUUGAUGCAGGAAAAUUCAUGGGUAUCACCCAAAAUUCAAGAACACAUGAACAAAGGAUGGCAAGAUUGCAUCAAAUGUAUCUAAUUCUGAACAUAUCAGCAUUGAUAAUACUAAUACUGUUGGUGAAUCAAGACUUAAUGAUGAGCAAGUAGCUCAAAUUCUUUCUUUAUUAAACAAGUCCAAUGUACAAAAUGAAAGCAAGGAGCCUUCAAUUCACACCUCUGCACAUUUGGCUGGAAUCUUUCAUGAAGAAGCCUUUGCUUCUUGGUAGGGCAAAGAAUGCACUCUACUUCCUUCAAGACUUCACUGUCACAGAAUGUUCUAACAAAGGAACCAAUUACAAACAUCAUAAUCAAGUAGCAACAACCUACAAUGUUGAUCCUCCAAAUAGUAAUGAUGCAAGACUUUGGCAUCUAAGAAUGGGACAUUUGCCAUUCCAACAAUUGUAUUUUUUGUUUCCUGAUCUAAAGAUCAAGGCCAUUCAUAAAGAAUGUUUCUGUACUAUUUUUCCUUUAGCCAAGGAUAGGCUAGGGACCGUUUCCCCAAAAGCAUAAUAAGAACAGUUGAGAUUUUCAAUUGCUACACAUUGAUAUAUGGGGGCCUUUAAGGCAUAACUCUAGAAUAAAUUGUAAAAGUUUCAUCACAAUUGUUGAUGAUUACU